UUAUCUAGUUAGGAAGAGCUGACUGCUAAAGAGAAAAUGACAUCUCUAGAAAAAGUAGAUGAUGCCUCAUCACCCAUCCGAGGACCUGGAGAUGGCAUGGAAACAGAGCAGACAACUGAGUCAGUGGAAGUAAUCACUGGAGCCAGCACUACAAACCAUCACAUCCAUCACAGCCCACAUAAAAAGACAGUCUCUUCCCUGAGCCCCGGAGUUCUGCAGCUAGGGAAAAUACAUGCUGAUAAAUCAGUGGAGAUUGAAGCUAUUCGUAUAUUAGUCCCCAAAGCAGCUAUCACCCAUGUUGUUCCAACUAAAAAUGCUAAGGUAGCUAAAUCGGUGGGACAUAAAGGAGAUGCAUUCCAUCAGUCAGAGGGACCCGCAGAUCCCAAGAAAGAACAGAUAGAGCUGAAAAAUGCAAUUGAAAAGCUGAAGAAUUCAGAAAAGCGGUUGUUACAGGAUAAGGAAGGUCUCUCUAAUCAGCUACGCAUACAGACAGAGGUGAAUCGGGAGCUGAAGAAAUUACUUGUUGCUUCUGUUGGGGACGAUCUGCAGUAUCACUUUGAACGGAUGGCUCGUGAAAAAAAUCAGCUAAUCCUAGAAAAUGAAGUCCUGGGACGGAAUAUGUCUCAGUUGUCUGAACAAUUAGAGCGCAUGUCUAUACAGUGUGAUGUGUGGCGAAGCAAAUUCCUAGCAAGCAGGGUUAUGGCUGAUGAGCUAACCAAUACCAGAGCAAUUCUUCAGCGUCAAACCAGAGAUGCACAAAGUGCCAUCCAGGACUUACUGAAUGAACGUGAUCAGUUCCGUCAAGAGAUGAUUGAUACACAGAAGCUGCUGGAGGAGCUGAUGGUUUCUCUUCAAUGGGGGAGACAACAGACAUACUACCCUAGUGCCCAACCUUAUACUACAACAGAGCUAGCAGCUGUGAAUUGUAAGCUAGCCAAAGCUGUAAGCUCACAUCUUCUUGGAAAUGUUGGCACUAACAGUCCAAAAAAGACUUCAACAGCUGUGGAGUUUUGCAAUACCCCUGCUGAGAAAAUGGCUGAAAAGGUGCUACGUGUACUGGAUCCAGCUGCACGUACAGAAGGACCAACAGAAGUUUCUUUUUCUGAGACUUCUCCAUCUUCCUUCCUUUCCACAAAAAAGAAUAUUGGAAGGUUUCACCCAUAUACAAGAUACGAAGAUGUAACUUUCAAUUGUUGCAAUCGCUGUCAAGGAGAGCUGACAGCCCUUUAAAAGCACUGCCAAUGCAACUGCACAUGCGCUCUUUCUGAAGAAACACACUAGUUGAUGUUCAGCUUUUUUUCAGCAGGCUUCCCUUUUCCCUGUUUCUUCCCAUAAUGGGUGGGGUUUAACAUUGGAAAUUAUGCGGUUUCUGCUUCUCUACCUCUUGAAGUUAGGGACUGACAGGAUUUCCUUAGCCUCUGGGAUAUUUCUACUACUUUUCAGUUUG
Molecule: messenger RNA, 1447 nt
Organism: Phaethon lepturus (White-tailed tropicbird)
Lineage: Eukaryota; Metazoa; Chordata; Aves; Phaethontiformes; Phaethontidae
Gene: BLZF1
Product: basic leucine zipper nuclear factor 1
Exons: 6
Coding region: 37-1230 (397 amino acids)
Biological process (GO): Golgi organization; Golgi to plasma membrane protein transport
Cellular component (GO): Golgi membrane
Source: RefSeq, a predicted model, not a curated record